GACGUAGGCGUCACUGUUUCAUGAAUAACAGUUCUCGAGCACCUAGAUGUUGGAUAUGAUGGUGAGCUUAUAAUACGUACCUGCUAUAGUAAUGUCGCCAGCAACGAAGCUAUUGUCAGGCUAGACGUCCUUGUCUCGGGAUCCAGUAGUACAUUUCACCAUCGGGGCACAGGUUGGAGUCUUUAACCAACUAGAACAUAAACUAUAGAGAAAGUUGUCCGGAUAUCCAAUAGAUAUCGUGGCCAAGUUAUAGCUACACUUCUUUCAUGCCAGGCCGCAAAACUAUUGAUAUUCCCGAGGUUAGUGGUUAGUGAUCCGACUAUAUCGCGGAGAGAGGCACCGGCACUUCCUAAAAUAGUAUCUCCGUCGUACAUCUCCGACCUCACUUGAACCCACGGAGAGACCGCUGCGUUUGGAGGUUCCAGUUAUACUUGGUUGUCUUUGAAUACAAAAAGUUUCAAUGUUUCGCGAACUCGCGAGUGUAGUGAGAGGCAGAAUAGAUAUCCCUGUUUAAGCAAAAUGUCAUUGCUACUUCGCAGCCGAGUCGUCGCUCUUGGCGGGCGUCGUGCUUUCGCAUCUCUUACCCAAUCUAGACGUCUCCGACACACACCUACAGCAGUGAAGCCUUCGCGUAUGGAGACUCAAAAGGGGUUGCUUGAGGCUCGAAAUUUGGAGAAAGCGGUUGGUGCCGUGCACAGAGAUGGGCUCGUUGUCGUCGAGGACGUGAUCCCUCACGAGGCUCUGGGCCAUCUGAAUAGGAAGAUGGUGCAGGAUGCACGGAUUCUGCAAGAUAGGGGCGAAGACGGGCCAUUUAAUUACAACACGGGAAAUCUGCAGCAAGACGCACCUCCGGUAGCCGAGUAUUUUAACCCUGGCAUCUUUACAAAUCCAAUCGCAACGCAGAUCACAACUGCCGUCCUUGGCCCCCGUCCCAAAUGGACUUUCUGCUCCGCCAACUCCGCCAUGCCGGGAGGAAAGCCGGCGCGCCAGCCGGUGCACUCUGACGCAGACUUCCAGCACCCAGACCACCCGUUCGCCCUGGUCGUCAACAUCCCCCUCGUCGCCAUGACGCCGGAGAACGGGUCGACGGAGAUCUGGCUCGGGACCCACGACCACGACGCCAACGUGCGCGGCCAGGAGGGCGCGCAUGGCGAAAGGGCUAGCGGCCGCAUACGAGAGAGCCUGCUGGCCGAGCGCAGGGAGGUGUGCCCGCCCUGCCAGCCCGUCGUUCAGAAGGGGAGUAUCGUGAUACGAGACCUCCGGCUGUGGCACGCGGGCAUGCCGAAUCUCGCCCGCGACGUCCGCGUCAUGCUCGCGAUGAUCCAUUUCGCGCCCUGGUACAGGAACCCCAUGCGGCUGCAGUUCGCGGAGGACGUCAGGCCCGUGCUGGAGAAGCUGGAGGGCGAGGGCCGCUUGGGGCUGGAGGUCCCGGUCGAUUGGAUAAGCAGGGAAGAGGCGCUCGAUACGUACCUGGAUAGGGGCUUCGGGAACAGUUACGAUUUCAACCAGACGCCUUAGGUUAGGUAGGUAGGUAUGUAAUACGGUAUUCGUUCCCGAAUUAUCCAUAGCCUGUCUAGCUAGCCUUACGUAUUUGGAAUGCACGUUGGUCGAGACUGUUCACAUGGCGAAGGUGUCGAAUAUCCAUUACCACAUAUUGUGAAGUCUUACAUGCCCCGUUAGGUUAGCUCCAGCGUGAUCUGACUCUGAUGAGGGAUUCUCAGCCGCGCAAGCCAUGUGCGCUGUGCAUACAAAGAGCGCUGGAUCCAUGGUUCUGGGAUCCUUACCCUGGACCAAAUCGACCAACCCGACCGUCCGGUGUGUUUAGCUAGUCUUACCAAUACAGACACAGAGCAGACGUAAAGGAAAGUAGACAAGGCACUGUGACGAAGACGA
Messenger RNA from Daldinia caldariorum, 1893 nucleotides. RefSeq lists its product as uncharacterized. The record is from RefSeq and is a predicted model, not a curated record. The coding region runs from base 520 to 1518 and encodes 332 amino acids. The transcript is spliced from 2 exons. NCBI's taxonomy places the organism in Eukaryota, Fungi, Ascomycota, Sordariomycetes, Xylariales, Hypoxylaceae.